AGUCUUAAAGGAAAUCUAAGGAGGCACCAUGAUCAAACUCCUGUUGGUCUCAGCGCUGGUGGCUGGAGCUCUAGGCUGUGGGGUCCCCACCUACCAGCCCAAUGUAAUGAGGGUUGUUGGAGGUGAAGAUGUGCAGCCCAACAGUUGGCCCUGGCAGGUCUCUCUUCAAUACAGUUCCAGUGGUAGAUGGGGACACACCUGUGGGGGAACCCUGAUAGCUGAGAACUGGGUAAUGACAGCUGCUCACUGCAUCAACUUUUCUAGGACCUACCGAGUGCAACUUGGGAAACACAGUCUGUCUUCUAGUGAGGAAGGAAGUCUUACUGUCAGCGUUUCGAAGUUGGUGGUCCAUGAGGGUUGGAAUGAACAGCUUGCCAAUGGGAACGACAUCGCCCUGGUCAAACUGGAAAGCUCUGUCUCUCUGAGUGACAAGAUUCAGCUGGGCUGCCUGCCUGCUGCUGGUACUAUCCUGCCCAACAACUAUGCCUGCUAUGUCACAGGCUGGGGACUGCUGAAAACCAAUGGUGUUGCAUCAGAUAUCUUGCAGCAGGCUCUCUUGCCAGUGGUAGAUUAUGCCACCUGCUCCCGCUCCAACUGGUGGGGAAGCUCUGUGAAAAACACCAUGGUGUGUGCUGGUGGUGAUGGGGUGGUCUCCGGAUGCAACGGAGAUUCUGGUGGCCCACUGAACUGCCAAGCAGAUGAUGGUCACUGGGAAGUGCAUGGCAUUGUGAGUUUUGGCUCAACGCUUGGCUGCAACUACAUUCGGAAACCCACUGUCUUCACCCGGGUCUCCAACUACAACGACUGGAUCGAAAAGGUGAUUGCAGAAAACUAACCAGAGCAUCCUGGGAAAUGUGUCCAUUGUAAAGGGAA
Messenger RNA from Trichosurus vulpecula (common brushtail), 873 nucleotides. RefSeq names its product chymotrypsin-like elastase family member 2A. Gene Ontology annotation, molecular function: serine-type endopeptidase activity. NCBI's taxonomy places the organism in Eukaryota, Metazoa, Chordata, Mammalia, Diprotodontia, Phalangeridae. Bases 29 to 835 code for a protein of 268 amino acids. The record is from RefSeq and is a predicted model, not a curated record. Gene Ontology annotation, biological process: proteolysis. The transcript is spliced from 8 exons.